UGAAAUGUCAAGCUGGUAUAUAAAAUUACACCACGUGCCCCUCUGCUUCUGUUAUAAUAAGAGUUCAUUGUACAUGAGAAUUUUGGUUUAUUUACACAGACGAGCAUGUGGGAAUAUUCGUUAACUUCGUUAUGAUUAUUAAACCUGGUAUGUAGUAAAUGCCACGUUAAGACUUUCAUGUUCACUAAUUUUCGGAUUCUGCAGAGGAAUUGCAGAACACAGGCAAUCGAUAGCAGACGACACAAUAUCUGCGUAAUGUUUUAGGAGAAUAAGUGAUAUUAUCGAUGGAUCUUUAUUUUUUGGCACCAAAUUGCAGUUUUAGGAAACAUAGUAAAAUUACCGCUUGGAUUUGUACUUUAACAUCUGUGAUAAGGAAUCAGUAACAAAAUCCAGAUCGACGAAGGACUAUUAAUUUAAACCUUCUGUCAUUUUUCACAAAUGCAGACGAGAACUUUAAGGAGAUAACGCACGCUAUGUUGAAUACUUAUCUAAUAUUUGAUCUCACAAACAGCUGAUUUGGCGAUUUAACAUGUGAAAUUCAACAUGUAAUAAAAAGAUUUUCUUUUAUUGGAUUAGAUCUACAAUGUUUAAAAGUGACUCAUUUAAAUGUUCAAAACAAAAUGUUUAGGGUCCGCAUAAUGUUAUGCAUACUAAGAGUUAAAUGUUGAUUUCGACACAACACAAUGAAAUAAUUUGUUGAAUAAUAUAUAGUAAACAAGAGAUCAGCAUAGGAAUGUUAUUUUGUACGGGAGAUAAAAUUCGUACGGGAGAUAAGAAAAAUAACUGCACAUGGUGCCUAGAUAAGAAAUCAGAAAUCAUUUAUAAAUACUGGAUUUAUAAAUAGAAUGUGUCACGUGUAUACAGCCGCUGGAUGCGAAAUGGAAAGACGUGCAUACGACACUACGUUACGUCAGAGUCAUAUUACAAAGAAAAUGACGUAUCCUAGAAGUCUUACGUAAAAUUAGGUAUUCAAAAGAGUUAUCUGAAGAUAACGUAGUGGUUGUGAGUGACGUCAUGAGGUUUUUACGGAUCAAAUUCGUGAAAUACUUCACCUACGUGUCCUUGAUAAUGUGCCUGUCCCUCGUCUUCUCUUUCAUGUGGCUUGAAAAGUCAUCACAAGAUGUGUUCUACGAUGGACCCAUAAUGUUUACGAAUAAAAAGCAAACUUUACAACGAUCUCAAACUGCACAGUAUUUGACAGACCCUCAACUUAACCCGGUUCUUAGAACGUUUAGCUGUGAUAAAUUAUUCCAGGGCGAUAACUCGGAGAUAAAUCGUGCCAGUGAUUACCUUAGAAAUGUCCGGCAUUUUAAAAACCGUGAAGACGAUGAAUUUAGACUGUUGUCGCUAAACUGUGAAGAAUACAAGAAAUCCCGAGGAUUCUUUGCUGCUCCAGUAACAAAAUUAGAACAGGAUUUCCCAAUUGCCUACAAUAUUUUGUUUCACAGAAAUAUAGAACAGUUUGAACGACUUUUACGUGCAAUAUAUAGACCACAGAACCAGUAUUGUAUACAUGUUGAUAAGAAAACGCCAGACGACGUUUUAGAAACGAUGGAACUGUUAACUGACUGUUUUGACAACGUGUUCAUAGCAUCUAAACUUGAAUAUAUCAUAUACGCAAGUUAUACGCGAUUAGUUGCAGACAUUAAUUGUAUGAAAGACCAUAUAGAACGAAAUUUUGAAUGGAAAUAUCUACUCAAUAUGGCCGCCAGCGAGUUCCCUAUUAUGACGAAUUUACAAACAGUUCAAAUAUUGAAUGACUUUAAUGGAGCUAAUGAUAUACACGAAGUAUUCAUUACUAUGGACAGUCAAAGAUUUAAACAAAAACAUUUUACUUACAUCGAUAUAAAGAGUAAAUCUGGGUACAUCAUACAUACAAAAAAGGCCAAAGAAGGUCCGCCGUACGGCUUAAAAAUUACAAAGGGCAAUGCUUAUAAUGUCUUCAGCCGGGCAUUUGUUGAGUUUGUCCUCGAGGACGAGAGAGCUCGGGCUUUGCUAGCAUGGUCAGCUGAUACGUUAACUCCCGACGAACAUUACUGGGCAACUUUGAAUAAUCUGUACAGUAACCCAUUUCUUGAUACACCCGGUGGUUUUAAAGGUGAUCCCGAUAAGAAGCCGUUCUUUGGACGUUAUAUUGGAUGGAACACCACUAAAUUAUUAUCAAGAUGCAAAGAAAAACAUUACGUGCAUAACGUCUGCGUGUUCAGUGCCCUUGACCUUCCAGCAUUAAAAGACAGAUAUGAGCUCAUCGCUAAUAAGUUUGACAUUGAAUAUGACCCCAUUGCUUACAUGUGUAUGGAAGAAUGGAUUCAUAAUAAAACGCUUAAUCAAGUGGGCAUUAUUGACACCAAAAAAUACAAGAAAAUUGCAAUUACUAGCUAGUCCUUAUUUAUUGAAUGUUACUCUUUCAUUUUUUUACAUUUUUUGAAGACGGGUAACAUUGAAAUAAAAAUCUAAAAAAGU
This is a messenger RNA of Ruditapes philippinarum (Manila clam), 2463 nucleotides long. Its product is annotated as beta-1,3-galactosyl-O-glycosyl-glycoprotein beta-1,6-N-acetylglucosaminyltransferase-like. NCBI's taxonomy places the organism in Eukaryota, Metazoa, Mollusca, Bivalvia, Venerida, Veneridae. The transcript has 3 exons. The coding region runs from base 1015 to 2382 and encodes 455 amino acids. Gene Ontology annotation, cellular component: membrane. The record is from RefSeq and is a predicted model, not a curated record. Gene Ontology annotation, molecular function: acetylglucosaminyltransferase activity.